ACGACGACGCGAGAGAAGAAAUGUCCCACCCAGGACCCCUCUCCAGGAACCUCUCUUGGAGCACCUUCCUGCGGGAGCAUGGCCCAGAAGUGCUGGAGGUUCCGGGCAUGACUGACCUCAUGGAGUACUAUGAUCCGGGGCCCUCCCCUAACAGCACCAACCCCGACGAUGUGGCCAUGCGGCUGGCCUUCAUCGGGGACGAGAUGGAAGUGAGAUGGAUGCUCCCCCGCAUUGGCGAGCUGCCCGGGAUGGCCAUGUACAGCUUGGCUUUUACCUACAACCAGACAGGCCUGAGAGGUGUUCUUAGAAGUUUCAUGGAUGGUCUCAGUAACCUCAGGGAGAGCAUACGCAUCUGGAGCUUCCUGACCUUCCGGAACAGGGAGUGCCUUCCUCUGGUGGACGUGCCCGCUCCGCCCUCCUCUGCCCAGCAGGUGCCCCCCAACCCAGGGCGCGGGCUGGUGCUGUCCCUGCUGCUGCUGCUGGUGCUGCUGCUAGGCUGGGGGCCCCAGCUCCAGUGA
Molecule: messenger RNA, 518 nt
Organism: Neomonachus schauinslandi (Hawaiian monk seal)
Lineage: Eukaryota; Metazoa; Chordata; Mammalia; Carnivora; Phocidae
Gene: BIK
Product: BCL2 interacting killer
Exons: 6
Coding region: 21-518 (165 amino acids)
Biological process (GO): apoptotic mitochondrial changes; male gonad development; apoptotic process
Source: RefSeq, a predicted model, not a curated record